Molecule: messenger RNA, 1046 nt
Organism: Chara braunii
Lineage: Eukaryota; Viridiplantae; Streptophyta; Charophyceae; Charales; Characeae
Source: the annotation of a GenBank genome assembly
ACAUCACUCCUGCCCGCCUGUCCACAUCACCUAAUAGGCAGUACUCGGCGUUGGACAAACCGUCUCCAUCACGAUGAUCCGCGAUGGGAACAUGCUUGAGGUGUUUCAUUCUGCACCUGCGCCGAUUUUGAGGAGAAAGGAAAUUGAACUCUACUUAACAACAACGUCAAGACGAUCAUUGGCCAACGUCCCUCCUCCGGCUGAUCUUUGCCACCAGUUCUCCGCGCCCGUCGGAUUGUUUGUGAAAGCCACUGGCUCGAUCUGUUGCGACCGUGCCCGGGCAUCUAUGGUAUCGAUGGACGGCACGGGCCUAUCGAUAGCUCGUGACUCUGCCUCUCGCCGCCGCCUCCGUAAGCCGCAGAGACACCAGACCAGUAAUGCACCGAACACGGUACCCACGACGGGUAAAACGACGGCGAGAGUGAUGACAAUGGGUGUGAGAUCGGUUUGCUUCUUGGCAGCCUGGGGGCUGGAGCUGCUGAUAGCAGCAGAGGACGAUUUUGAGAGUGAGGGCGGAGGAGAGCUAGAAGGAAUAGGGGUAGGCGGGACGGGAGGGAGCGACGUAGGAAAGGUGUUACCGCGAGGGUGCUGCGCAGAGAUUACGGGCGGGGGAGAGAGAGAAGAAAUGAUGGGUCUGAUCAUAGGAGGAACGGAUGGAGGCGAAGAAGAUGAGAUAGGAGAGGAGGAGGGCAAGUCCCAACUGUCUAUUUCGAAGCUCAAGCUGGAGAGCAGGCGGCGCAAGAACAGCUCGGCAACGGAGUCAGACAGUUCCUUCCCUCCGGCGAGGAGUUUAUCCAGCUCGCUCUCGCGGAAGGUGAUCGCAUUGCUGCGCCGGCUCGCUUGCGCCUGAGGCCUACCGCUCUUCGACUCGACCGCCAUGUCAUGGCUUCCAUCGCGCGUGCUCGAUGGAGGUGCAGAAGAGACACAAUGCAGCGUGAAGGUUGUCACAAGCCACAGCACUGCUCCCAUACGAAGACAGAGAGAAGAGCAAACGGCAGCCAUCGUGACCGUUCGCCGAAUGAUUGUAAUCAAAGGGCCGAAUGAUU